This is a messenger RNA of Acipenser ruthenus (sterlet), 2588 nucleotides long. RefSeq names its product alpha-1,6-mannosyl-glycoprotein 2-beta-N-acetylglucosaminyltransferase-like. Gene Ontology annotation, molecular function: alpha-1,6-mannosylglycoprotein 2-beta-N-acetylglucosaminyltransferase activity. The transcript has 2 exons. The record is from RefSeq and is a predicted model, not a curated record. NCBI's taxonomy places the organism in Eukaryota, Metazoa, Chordata, Actinopteri, Acipenseriformes, Acipenseridae. Gene Ontology annotation, biological process: protein N-linked glycosylation; oligosaccharide biosynthetic process. Bases 720 to 2021 code for a protein of 433 amino acids. Gene Ontology annotation, cellular component: Golgi stack; Golgi membrane.
UUGUUGCAAGACCGGAAACCUUCAGUCGGUUAGAGGAAAUGGCAAGAUACAAAAAAACAACAGCUUUACUUUACCACGUUUGCAGCGCUGCUCCGUAACAUCGGACUCCUUAUUCAAGAACCGAUGCGUCACCGAAGUCCCGCUGUGCGUUGAGCGCAAAGAUAGAUAGAGAGAGAUAGAGAGAUAGAUAGAUAGAUAGAUAGAUAGAUAGAUAGAUAUGUGUGUCACGUUACUAGCGAGGCAUUGCACUAUGCUGAUAUCCGGAGAAAGAACAUUUAAACGGAAGAGGUUCACUGAUGCGCUUUGUUCAUUGUUACGAGUGAAUACAGUAGCUGCUGAAGACGCUGGCCCGAAAUCGUCUGGGACUGGGUUAUUUUUGCAAGCUUGGACUCUGUAAAUUGCUGCCUAAUUGAAACUUGAAACAGACCAUGGCCAGCUGGAUAUGUUUUGCAUCAACAGCCUACUGAGGGGAUCAAUGUUUGUCAGAUUUCAAGAGUCAAAAGUGAAGAAAAAGCAAGGAUAAGAUCCCUCGCUUUUAUGUUUGAUUUCUUACCCCAUGUUGUAAACGGUGUCUUCCUCCUCUGAGUAGAGCACAGCUCACCCUGGGCUUGGGUCCUCCUCUGAGUAGAGCACAGCUCACCCUGGGCUUGGGUCCUCCUCUGCCUUUCUUUCUCUUCUCUUUUUUUUUUAACGUUUUCUUGGCUCGGUCACUGCCUGCCAUGAGAUUCCGAAUUUACAAGCGUAAGGUUUUUAUAUUAACUCUGAUAGUUGUAGCCUGUGGCUUUGCCUUCUGGAGCAGUGGGAGGCAAAGGAAAGGUGAGGUGUUCACCAGAGACACUGAGGCGGGGAGAGGUAACCGGGGACAAAGCACGUCUGUCAACAGAAAAGCAUGGAACGAGACGUUACCGGACAAGGUGCAGAAACCCGAGGUGGACAACAUGACCUUAGUUUAUCGGGGGAUCGUUUACCAGCUGAACUUUGACCAGACCAUCAAGAAUGCGGAGAAGAUUACGAGCCGUCCGAAAGAUGACCUGGUCGUGGUGGUCCAAGUCCACAACCGACCCGAGUACCUGAGACUGCUAGUAGACUCUCUUAGGAAAGCCAAGGGCAUUGAAAACGUGCUGCUAAUAUUCAGCCACGACUACUGGUCCCCGGAGAUUAAUCAAGUGGUCGCCACCGUCGAUUUUUGCCAAGUCCUUCAAAUAUUCUUCCCUUUUAGCAUUCAGUUGUACCCUCAAGAGUUUCCCGGAAACGACCCUAAAGACUGCCCGAGAGACAUCCCCAAGAAAGAUGCCUUAAAACUGGGCUGCAUCAAUGCAGGCUUCCCAGAUUCGUUCGGCCACUACCGAGAAGCAAAGUUCUCUCAGACUAAACACCACUGGUGGUGGAAGCUGCAUUUCGUCUGGGAACGGGUGAAAGCCUUGAAAGACCACAGCGGGUUGGUUUUGCUCAUUGAAGAGGACCACUACCUGUCGCCAGACUUCUACCACCUCCUCAAGAAGAUGUGGAGCCUCAAGAAUGAGCAGUGCCACGACUGCGACGUUUUCUCGCUGGGCACUUACACCCACGCCGGCUUCUCCAACAAGGCUGACAAAGUGGAGGUGAAAGCGUGGAAGUCGACGGAGCACAACAUGGGCAUGGCGCUGAGCAGAGAGACUUACCAGAAGCUGAUGCAGUGCACCGACACGUUCUGCAGCUACGAUGACUAUAACUGGGACUGGUCCCUGCAGUACGUCACCGUCACCUGCCUGCAGAGGUUCUGGAAGGUCAUGGUCAGUGAAGCCCCGAGGAUCUUCCACGCUGGAGACUGCGGGAUGCACCACAAGGAAACCUGCAUGCCCCAAACCCAGAAGACCAAAAUCAUGAGCAUCCUGCAGAGCAACGGCAACCAGCUGUUCCCCGAGACCAUCCUCAUAACCAAGAGGCUGCCUGUAGCUGCAGUUUCUCCGCACGUGAAGAACGGCGGCUGGGGAGACAUCCGAGACCACGAACUUUGCAAAAGCUACCGCAGGCUGCAGUGACAUUCCUUUCCAGGAACUUCCGACAAAAAGCCUUUUUGAAUUGCUUUUUUUUUUUUCUUUACAGACUGUUUCCAUACUUAAUGUUUUAUGGAAGUGAAGCAAAUAAAGUACAAUGUGUCUUUUAAUAACCAAGUAAAAAAAAAAAUCUUGUGGAAAUUGACAGGAGUGUUGUGGUUUUAUUAUUACAGGCAUGCUGUACAGGCUUUUGUAGUACUAGCCCCCCUUUAUAAGUGCUCCUCCUAGCUUUCUGAAGCGAGAAUCCAAAGGCUGAUCUUAAGAGGUUUGGAAAGCGAGCUUGAGUCCAGCAUACCCAGGUUUAUAAAUGGGGAGCUCAUGUCUGUAUCAUUGAGCAGCAGGGUCAUUCCAUGGUGUGCAAUUUAAAACAACAUUCUAUUUAAAAUGAUAAUGCAGUCAGACAAAUACAGCGGAAUUACCUAUUACUGAUACAACAAACCUGUUCAUUAAAUAACUGUAGGGACUGCUGUCUUUCAGCUGUCUUUAAGAUACCAAAUGAUCUUAUUUUAUUAUUGUAUAUUUUAAAUGAAUUAUUAAAGCUGUUCUAGAGUG